Ectocarpus siliculosus is the source of this 1809-nucleotide messenger RNA. The record is from the annotation of a GenBank genome assembly. Lineage: Eukaryota; Phaeophyceae; Ectocarpales; Ectocarpaceae.
AUGAGCGGUGACCUCCCAGUUCUCUCCGGGGAGGACACGGCGAAGUGCACGGUGCUGGAGGCCGCAGGUGACGGCAAUUGCUCACUUCACAGCAUCUACAGGCUGCUGCACCCCGAGCGAGAUAGCGUCGUGGGUGCAACACCAGAGGAGAUAAGAGAGACCCGACAAGAAAUGGGUGAUGAAAUGGCAGCAGUUGUUUUCGCUGAGGACUACGAUCUGUUACUGGACAACACGGUGUCCGAGGAAGAAAUGCGGAGAUUGUCCAAUCUCGACUUCGACAAGGGUUUCUACCGAAAGCGCACCUCCUACUCCAGCCGAGCUACAGGAAUCAAACCAGUGAAGACUGUGGAAGAGGUGGUACAGGACAUCCACAGACAACUGGGGAAUGAUUACUUGGCGGUAUGUCAGCUGGCGUUGGUAGCCGAGGUGAAGGAGUGUAAUAUCGUGGUCUGGGAAGCAAAAAUGGGAGGUGGGCUUCGAAUCGUGGAAAUAGGCGAGACCACGGGCUGUUUCGUUGGCAAUCUUUUUGGGAAGGAUUUUCCGCACCUGGUGUACAAUGACUGCGGGGGCCACGUUGCAGAUAAUUACGCUGAAGGUGCGGUUAUAGUGCGCGACCCGAGCAGCAGCAACGUGGCGGCAGCAAAGAUGAACCACUUCAGCGCUAUCGUGAUCCCACAAGAACUCGUGCCAUGGGCAUUGCCGUGCAUGCUCGCACGGGGUUCCUCCGGCGAGUCUGUUUUUGGGCAUAGGGAGGCUGCAGACGAUUUUUGCCCGUGUCCAACCACAUCGGACAAGCGUUCGACGAAACACCGGGGCUCUUCCAUUGUUGUCGACACUGGUGAUGAUGACCAAACCAAGACAAACAGCAGCGUGCGAUCUCCCCGCUCUGCUGGAGGUGCGCGGUCAGUCACAACCGCACCCACCGGCGUAUCCGGCGUAUCAAAGCCGGAGGUGCCGCUGGGGAAAGCGGCGAUCACGCGCGCCACACUUCCUUCUGCCAGCAGCAUGUCGGCGACGCCCGUGGUGAAUGAGACGCCGACGCCGGCGGAAACGCCAACCAAGCUCGCCAGCAGCGAAGCGCAAGAGCUGUCUUCAGAUGCGGCGAAGUCGGAGACGCUAGAGGGAGGUGCUGCCGGCGCAGAUCCGUCAAAAAAGAAGCACGGAAAGCGCAAGCGCCGCGAGACUUGCAAUGCUUUAUUCGCCAGCGGGAAAAGGCAACGGCAGCGCUGUGGGGCCGAGGCGAAAUCCCCCUGUGGUACGCUCUGUAGCAUGCACAGUAAGAAGGGUGGCCAGAACCGUACUUGCGGUAGGGGUGGAAACGGCGGUGAUGACGAAACGGAAUACGUGCAGGAGCCUGAGGGGGACGAGGAGAUGAGUGACGGGGGUAGCGACGGCGAGUUUCCGGGGGAUUUGGCAGACUAUGACGAGCCGUCCGUGACUAUCAAAAGCCCUCAGCAGAUCAACGCUAUGGUGGACAAGAUACCGGAGGGCUGGGGAAAGGCGGCCCUGAAGUUCGUCUUCGAGUUGGUGCAACACACACAUGACUUCCGAAACGACCGCAAGCACGAAAGCUACAGAGGUACGACUUCGUUCGGCAAAACAGGUUUACAAAGUUUGAUGUACACGGAGUUUUGACAUCAACUACUCACACCACCGCGCGUCGGGGGAGGGGGGGGUGUACUCAUAGUCGUGCAUGCCGUAGUCGUUAGACCAUUGACCUCGCAUCCCUACAAAGCCGGGACCGAGCACGCCGGGUUCGCACCGGACCAGGCUCUCACAUCACCAAGCGCGAAGCGCCGUGAGAUGUUC